This is a messenger RNA of Porites evermanni, 2001 nucleotides long. Lineage: Eukaryota; Metazoa; Cnidaria; Anthozoa; Scleractinia; Poritidae. The record is from the annotation of a GenBank genome assembly.
AUGGGAGGCAAACAGAAGUCAUUGCUGGUCAUAAACGACUCAAAGGAUGUUCAUCUUAAACUCAAGCUCUAUGUCCCCGGUGAUGUAGUUUGCUGGAUACCACACACAUCCAAGGUAAUCAAACCAAAAGAUAAACUCUUUUGCACCAGCAAAUGGGGUAGCAAGCUCGAGCUAGUUGCGCGAUUCACAAACAAAAAGCAACCGAGUAAGGUUCUUUUGAAACCACAACAGUGGGUUGGGAAAAGAUAUGUAAGGAUCACGGAAUCUCUUGACGUAAUCGAGGAUGACCUCUCUAAUUAUCCAGAAGAAGAGAGAGAGGGCCUCCGAAAAAAAAACAGGGAUGAAGAGUUAGACCGUACUGAUGGGAAACGCAAUUUUUACAGCAUUUUAAGACUAGAUAUGGAUAAAGUUCGUGCCAUGUCAAAAGACGAACAGGACAAAGAAAUCUUGAGAGCAUUUCUUAGAGAGAUACAGAUAUGGCACCCCAAUCAUAAUGAAGAUGGCGAUACUGAAAUUGUCCUUGAGCUGAUAUUGGCGUACGACACUUUAAAAGAUCGAGAAAAACGUGCAAGGUACAACAACUUGGCUGACUACGACAAGGGGUGGCUGUCAGGAAAACGAUUCAAAGCUGUUUUUUGGCCUGAAUGUGAGACUAUGGCUCAAAGACUGGCAUGGCUAAAACGAAUGGGCCUACUUGCUUUAUCGGCUGGUCUUGCAGUCGGAGGCAUCGUGUCUGUCGUUCUUACCGCCGGUUUCACAUCUCCUCUGUUUUUAUGCACUAUCGCGGGAGGGAUACAUUCGUUGCGCGAAUGUAUUAGCAAGGAGGCAGUCGUGGAUGGUUGUGACGUUGGAAAAUGGCUUAUGUCAACAGGGGUUGGAUAUCUUCUCGCCUUCCUUCCCGGUGGAGCAGCAAUAGGAGCAGCACUCCUGGAGUCUGCAGCACUCUCAGUGGCUGAGCUGACUGGAAUUAGAAUUGCAAUUUCUGCUGGAUGUGCAAUUGUAUCUUCUCUUGGUACAGAUGCGAAAAAACGAUUCAUCGACGGCGAGAAGAUCACAGUGAAACAGGCUCUCGGUCAUGCAGCUUGUAAAUGUGCCGCAGCUGUUGCAGCAACGCUUGCAGGCGGGGCUGUUGCAAAAGCUAUGCGUCAUAGCACGCAAACUACUUCGAAAGCCGCUAAUUUCGUGCAAGAAGUUAAGUACACUGGUGAAAAGGCUUCGCCACUGCCUGCCACCAAUCUUCAGCCAGCAAUUGAAACAACUAGCUAUAGUGUAAAGAGUUCUAUAAUAACCAGCAAUCUUGAGGGGGCCACUGAUGAAAUUGGUGAGCAAAGUCCGUCCGUAACCGAAGCAAAGUGCUUUCUUAAGCACACUCCAGUCGCACCAUUAAUCAAAGGAGUUACAAAAGCUAUGAUUGCGCAAGCUGGUGAGUUUGCUGAGAAGCACUUAGACGAUGCUGACGAAUUUCAAGAAACGAUUUCUAGCCUCCCCUUAUAUGAAGUUGUGAUUGAAAAAGCUCUUGAGCUAUCAGAUAAUUUGGAAAAUCUUAGCUCCGAAGGUGAGGACAUCCCAGAUGGCUCAGAAUGUACCCGAGAAGCAGUGGACACACGGGGCCUUAAAAAAUACAAAAAUCUGAAAACAACAAGUGGAAUCUUUACGUACAUUUCUAAAGGGUGGUGGUAUAAUGGGUCUUCGAAAAUGGUUGUUAGCUACCUUCUAUACGGGCAAAGAUUCACAAGGGAGGUACGAGGAAAUGGAAAACAGAUUGAAAUCCCUUGCCUUGCAAAGAAAAUUGAUGUGCAUUUUGAAAUAUUUGGGCUAACCUGGCGUACCAUUUCGAGAUAUGAUCGCUUCAAAAGAUGCUGGUUUGUACCGUACGAGCCACAUGUGUUUCACUUCGCAACUCCUGUAAUUCGCACGUUUACCAUCGAUGGUAUUCUGGGUUGGGAAGCGGUGAUGAAAGUAACAGACGAACAUCACAACGAAACAAACGAAUUAUCGUGA